Dama dama (fallow deer) is the source of this 3177-nucleotide messenger RNA. It is a transcript of the gene MSANTD4, whose product is annotated as Myb/SANT DNA binding domain containing 4 with coiled-coils. The record is from RefSeq and is a predicted model, not a curated record. The coding region runs from base 352 to 1389 and encodes 345 amino acids. The transcript has 4 exons. Lineage: Eukaryota; Metazoa; Chordata; Mammalia; Artiodactyla; Cervidae.
CCCCAGAGGCGACGGCGGUGAGGCGCCACCCGAAUUGCAGGUGAGCGGCGGUGCCGCGGAAGAGGCUGUGAGGGGGGCGGCGUCUCCGCGGACGGAAAUGUUUAUGAUCCUACAAUGAUAGAGCUGGAAGGCACCUUAUCAGCCUACCCUCUCAUUUUGUAAAGGAGGGAAAAAAGAAGCUCUGUAGCAGUGAUCAGAAUCAUCCAGCCUGCCUGUGCUACUAGAUGAAUGGAAAACUCUGAUUUAAAGAAAAUACUUACAAGGAAUUGUCCUUGAUUUUUGUACUUUGUAGCAUUCCUCAAAUUCUUUUCACAUUUUUCCUUAUUGUAAAAACUGCAUUUAAGUUUGAAAAUGAAGCAAUUGAAGAGGAAAAGGAAAAGCAAUUUCAGUGUACAAGAAACUCAGACCCUUUUGAAAGAAAUUACAAAAAGGAAAGAAGUAAUUUUUUCCAAGCAACUCAAUACAACAAUUAAUGUGAUGAAGCGAAUGGCUUGGGAGGAGAUUGCACAGUGUGUGAAUGCUGUAGGAGAAGGAGAACAGAGAACAGGGACAGAAGUGAAGAGAAGGUACCUUGACUGGCGAGCCCUUAUGAAGAGAAAGAAGAUGAAGGCGAACAUUAAGCUAGUUGGUUCAGGGUUUCCCCUUCCCACAUCUGAUUUAGAUGACUCUCUCACUGAAGAGAUAGAUGAAAAGAUUGGAUUCCGAAGUGAUACAAAUUUUGAUUGGCAAAAUGUGGCAGAUUUCAGGGAUGCAGGUGGUUCCUUAACUGAGGUCAAGGUGGAAGAGGAAGAAAGAGAUCCCCAGAGUCCUGAAUUUGAGAUUGAAGAGGAAGAAGAAAUGUUGUCAUCAGUCAUACCAGAUUCCAGGAGGGAAAAUGAACUUCCUGAUUUCCCCCACAUUGAUGAAUUUUUUACUCUGAACUCAACACCGUCUAGGUCUGCAUAUGAUGAGCCCCAUUUGCUUGUAAACAUAGAGAAACAGAAACUAGAAUUGGAAAAACGAAGGCUUGAUAUUGAGGCUGAAAGACUGCAGGUAGAGAAGGAACGCCUACAGAUUGAGAAAGAGAGGCUGCGACAUUUAGACAUGGAGCAUGAGCGACUUCAGCUGGAAAAGGAGCGGUUGCAGAUUGAAAGAGAGAAGCUGAGGUUACAGAUAGUCAACUCAGAGAAGCCAUCUUUGGAAAGUGAACUUGGUCAAGGGGAAAAGUCCAUACAUCAACCACAGGAUAUAGAAACCGAGAAGUUAAAACUUGAGAGAGAACGCUUACAACUGGAAAAAGAUAGGCUGCAGUUUUUGAAAUUUGAAUCAGAGAAGCUGCAGAUUGAAAAGGAACGCUUACAAGUAGAGAAAGAGAGACUACGAAUUCAGAAGGAAGGACACUUGCAGUGAUUUAUCUAGGUCUCCAUUUUAUCAAAUGUUUGUAAACCAUAAGUUUAGGUUUAAAAAUGGUUGCAGGAUUAGCUGUAUUGUUGGUUUUCUUCCCUGUUUAACAUUAGUGUUUUCCAUAGGAAAAAGAUGAUUAUUUGUGGGUAAAUAUAUGCUUAAGUCUUCUAGGAAAACUAUGUGCCCUAGCAUAAAUAGUAUAGCAGAAAUUGUUGUACUAUACUCUUUAAAUUAGUAAAAUUACACACAGUCUUGUAUAAUCUAUGGACUCAGAGUUUACAAUUAUGUCUGUGUAAAAUUCUAGCUCAGUAGUUGUCAACUGGGGGUGACUUUGGCCCCCAGAAGACAUUUGGCAAUAUCUGGCAACAUUUUUUGGUUGUCAGAAUUGGAAAGUUGGGCACAUUGCUCCUGGCAUGCAGUAGGUAGAGGCUAGGGAUGCCUACAUCCUGCAAUGCACAGGACAGUUUCCACCCUCCUCUCCACCAAAAAAAAAAAAAAAAAAGAUCAAAACCAAAAUAGCAAUAUUGCUAAAAUGGAAGAACCCUGUCUUAGCCUGACUGAGCACCUCUUUAGAUAUGUUUCAGUUUCAGAAUGUUAAAACCACAGAUAUUUAUGUGGGAAUUACUUAAGUGGCCCAAAACUUUAACUAUGAAACAGUUCAGUUCAGUUCAGUCGCUCAGUCAUGUCUGACUCUUUGCAACCCCAUGAAUCACAGCACACCAGGCCUCCCUGUCCAUCACAAACUCCCGGAGUUUACUCAAAACUCAUGCCCAUUGAGUCUGUAUAGUAUAUCGACUAUAGGAAGUGAUGAAGAUUAUAGAUGUUUUAUUCCUUUGUUUCCAUCUGUAUAUAAUAUGAGAGUCAGAAAACGAUAUAGGCAACAUCAGAGGUUGUCUAAAGUGGGUUACUUUCCAAAGCAGUUCAUUCGUUUAGCCUUUGGUGCUUUAGAAACAGCACACAUUUUUGUAAACUUUAUGCUUUCUUCUGUGACUCCAUUGACUAAGCCAGUAGUUUAGACAAAAAUUGUCAUUUCAGCCGUGUACUGAAAUCUUAAUAUACUUGGUUGAAGCUAGUAAGAAUGUUACCAGUUUAAAAAUGGUGCCAGUAGUCAAUGAACUGGAACCCAGUAAGUGGUCAUUUGAUUUUUAAAAUAGAUAAUAACUAUUUGGAACUGGGAGUGGGGGUGGGGGAGAAUGUCCUCUGUAUCCAAUAGUAUUGAUGGUGAUGAAAUAAUGAUAGUAGUGGUGUUUUAUGAAUUAGGGAAGCACUAUUGCACACUAUCUGACCUAAUCUGUAGAAAAAGUCUUGAGAGUAGUAGUAUUCCUGAACCUGAGGCUUAGAGAAUUCACACUUCACUUAAAUGACUGAUUUCAUAUAUCAUGAUGUAUUUUGUCUUUGUUCUUCCCUGUGAAACAAAGUUUGUAUCUUUAGUCAGUCGUUUUGGUAUUUAUUCUGAGACUGAAGGUUUACUUAAUCUGGUGAUUUGCCUUCAGUCUCCUAAAGGUACUUUUUCCACUGUCCAGAUGAUUCUGAUGCACACUAAAAUUGAGAAUCACUGCAUGAAAUCAUUUUGUAUUUUCCCAUUUCCAGUAUAUAUAGCCUUAGUACGUCUCUUUUAUUGACAGAUACUACCUUGAUUCUAAAUUGAUUCUUGUUAAUUUAAGAAUGUCUUGAAACCAUAUGUAGCAUUUGAGUAUGGGUAUAUAAGGCAAAAAUAUACAUCUUAGUUACCUUGAGUUUGGAAUAGUGUUAUUUUUGUAUAAUAGAAAUAAAUGCUUCUACCAUAGAAAUGAA